Molecule: messenger RNA, 2412 nt
Organism: Erpetoichthys calabaricus (reedfish)
Lineage: Eukaryota; Metazoa; Chordata; Cladistia; Polypteriformes; Polypteridae
Gene: tgoln2
Product: trans-golgi network protein 2
Exons: 4
Coding region: 118-1401 (427 amino acids)
Source: RefSeq, a predicted model, not a curated record
AGUAGAAUGCGACGAAUAACUCGAGGAAGUUAUAGUUGCAAGCGUCACAUAUUCGUUAUUCCUCAGUAUCCGCCAAGAGUAGUCUGUAGGCUUGUUUGACAGGAGGUGGACGGUAAUAUGCGGCAGGCAACUUUGUGGUUUGCCGGCCUGUGGCUGUGCUGCGUUCUGGGAAAUCCAGUUUUUCGUGAAAAUUCACAAAAUCGCUUUAGAAGAAGUGAACAAAACCCUACUAGCAUUUCUGAAAAUGUAGAUGCAUCCAUUGGAGGAGCAAAACCACAAAGUAAAAACGAUUUAUCUAAUAUUCCGCUCCCCUCUAAACCAGUCAGCGGAGGUGGUGGUGAGGAAAAAAAUAAAAAAAAAGUCCAGCAACAGAAUACAGGAGCAAGUGUAACUUCUUCUGAGACAGGAACUACUGCGGAAGCAAAUCAUAAUGCCAAAGCUGUUGGACAGUCUUCUCAGCAAAAAGAUUAUGGCAAGAAUCAAGCUAAUACAGUGACAGACAAACCUGUUGAAUCUGAAACCAAUAACAAAAUGAACUCUAAAACCACAGACGAUGAAGCUGACAAUAAAGCAUCAGCUAAAUCUGUAAAGCCUGUAGAAAAAAAUCCUCAAAAGUCUGCAGCAGAAAUAAAUGCUAAAACAGAUCCUGGUACAAAUGAUGCCAGUUCUCCCGAUUCUCAUAAAGCAGAAGAUGAUAAAGUGGUGCCUCGUCAGGGGGAUAAACAACCUCUUGUUCCAAAAGGAGGAACAGAUGAUGAUGAGGAGGAACCAAGUAUGCAGCCUGAUUCUGAUCACGCAGAUGACAAAGCGAUUGAAAGUACUAAGAAUGAACAUGCUCCUGACACCCAUGAAAUAAAUCCUCCUCAGUCUCCUCCCAACAGAGAACAACAUCAACAUGAGCAAACUCCUAAUUCUAAGGAAACAAAAAGUGGGAAAGAGCCCCCUGGUACAGAGGGUAAAGAGCUUAUAAACUCAAAUCAAGCAGAGGUUAAUAAAGAGAUAAGUGGCAAAGGGGAUGAGAAAAUUACCGAGCCAGGAGAACCACAUGAUGCAAAAGAGAAUCCUACUAAAGACCAUGAUCAGCCUCCAGAGUCUGGACAAGAAAAUGGAGAAAAGGAAUUAACUGGUAAAGAAGGACAAGAAACUUCAAAUGUACCUCAAAAUGGAGAUGAAGGGGAGUCUGAAAUUAAAGAAUCUUCCGAAGGAAAUUUCCCAAAUGAUAAUACUGAAAGCAGCCAUUUUUUCACUUACUUGGUGACUGGUGUCUUGCUGGUUGCAGUUUUGUACAUUGGCUACCACAACAAGCGAAAGAUUAUUGCAUAUGUCUUAGAGGGAAAACGAUCAAGAUCAGCUCGUCGCCCAAAAUCAACAGAAUAUCAGCGAUUAGAUCAGAAGUUAUAAUGCCAUCAGAACAAGAAGAGUGCAAUUGAAGAUUUGUAAAAGAAAAAAAAAAACCACUGACAAUGUGAAUGAUAAUUUUAGAGGUUAAAUAUUAAUUAACACUUGUUUUAACACCAGUGUUUAAAAGGCUAAUUCUCUUACACUCAAAAUGGUGACUCUCUCAUUCUAGUAUUUGCAUGCAUUGCAGAAGGCCACUUUUGUCUUCCUAUUUCAGUCCUCAAAAUGCCGAUUUGGGGUACACUGAAUUAUGCUAUUCAGCAAAUUUAAUGGGGCGCUUUAUUAAGUUUGAUCAGGACCUAAACCUUUAAAGGUGAGAAAUUAACCUGUUUGGGUUUGUUGCAUAUGUUGCUUUUGAACCAUAUUAAGUUUAUGAGAAAUGGUAAGAAACUUGAUAAGUAUUUUUUUUUGUAUAAAGGUGACAAGUUGUAUUUUUUUAAAUUUGUUAAAACAGUGUGACUUAAAAGAUUUUGUGAUUGAACCCCAAAGAAGUAGAUUUUCUCUCAUGUUUUAAUGUUAAAACGAAAUGUGAAAGUACUGAAAUAGUGGUCGGUACCAACUUUAGAUUAUUAUUCUAAUUGUUUAAAGAAAUAUGAAAAUUAAUAUAUAACUCUUUUUAUACAGUUGUUUAUUAUUUGUGUUCAUUUGCUUCUUUAAGCUGUAUCCACUGUUUGUUGGGACUGUUGUGUCUUGGUGGAAGCUGGCUGGCCAACACUUCCAGUUUAAAAGUAAAGGUUUAGGUGGUCUUUGUGCUCGUAGCUUGGCUGAGCCAGGUCGUGGCUUUGUUGGAAGUGUGGACAUGCUGAUCUAAAUUGUAUUAAACUCUAGGUUUGCCUAGGCUACUGGACUUUAAACUGUCACCAGCGGGGUGAAGAACUGAACCUUUGCUGAAUUCUUGGUCUUUAAAGUAUUCUUUGUAUUGAGUGAGAAGGCCAAGGAGGACAAUCACACACAAAUGAAACUUGUUGUUUUUUGUUUUUUUCUUUUUGGGAUAAUAAAAUCAACUUCACCGUG